AUGUCAAGUUCUGACCAUCCGGAAACAGAUGGUCAGACGGAACGCGUCAACCGCGUCCUCGAAGAUAUACUUCGAGGGUACGUCCACCCGUUAACGAGCUGGAGUGGGUUCUUGCCAAUGGUAGAGCUUGCCAUCAACAACUCGGUGCAUGCGACGACAACACACGCACCGUUCUUCGUGAAUGGCGUAGGCCACGUUUACCCGCCUUCUUAG
Peronospora matthiolae is the source of this 213-nucleotide messenger RNA. The record is from the annotation of a GenBank genome assembly. NCBI's taxonomy places the organism in Eukaryota, Oomycota, Peronosporomycetes, Peronosporales, Peronosporaceae.